Cordyceps fumosorosea ARSEF 2679 is the source of this 2238-nucleotide messenger RNA. Its product is annotated as ATPase, AAA-type, core. Gene Ontology annotation, molecular function: DNA binding; ATP binding; ATP hydrolysis activity. Bases 1 to 2238 code for a protein of 745 amino acids. Lineage: Eukaryota; Fungi; Ascomycota; Sordariomycetes; Hypocreales; Cordycipitaceae. Gene Ontology annotation, cellular component: nucleus. The transcript has 2 exons. The record is from RefSeq and is a predicted model, not a curated record.
AUGGAUCUGUGCGGAGACGACGGCACCAACCGAACUGUACUCCGUUGGAUCAAGCGCUGGGAUCCCAUUGUCUUCCCAGGAUCGGCUAGGUCAAAGUCCACCUUGGUGAAGCGGCCAGGCUCCAAGCUGCAAGCAGAAGAGGAGAAGCCUCACCGAAAGAUCCUCCUUCUAACGGGCCCGCCUGGUCUGGGCAAGACCACCCUCGCGCACGUCUGUGCAAGACAAGCCGGGUACGAGGUCCUAGAGAUUAACGCGAGUGAUGAUCGCAGUCGGGACGUUGUCAAAAACCGCAUCCGCACAAGUCUGGGCACUGAAAACGUCAAGAAUGUGACGAAUCGUACAGAUAACGAGGGCAACAUCAAGGUGGCCAAGCCGGUCUGCGUCGUCGUGGACGAAGUGGAUGGCGUCGUGUCGGGCUCUGGGGGUUCUGGCGAGGGUGGCUUUAUCAAGGCAUUGAUUGACCUUGUUCUGAUAGACCAAAAGAACAGCGCACCUGGUGCCAGCUCAUACGAAAGCUCGCGGAAGAAGAAAAAGGGCGAUGACUUUCGUCUGAUGCGGCCUCUGGUUCUCAUCUGUAAUGAUGUCUACCACCCGUCCCUUCGGCCACUGCGGCAAUCCAAUCUUGCGGAAAUCAUCCACGUUGGACGCCCAUCGAUUGACGCUGUAGUGCACAGACUCAAGGCGGUGUUUGAGAAGGAAGGCGUUACCUGCGAUAUGGACGCCUCUAGAAAGCUGUGUGAAGCGGCCUGGGGCAUGACCAGUAGCAUUGAUGCGAAGCGCGGAGCUGAGAGCACUGUUGAAGGUGACUUGCGUGGCGUGAUGGUCGUUGGCGAGUGGGUGGCAGCGAGGUUCCGAUCCACCCUGUUGGCUGGAUCAACCCAGCGCCUCACGAGACAAUGGAUCGAAUCGCACAUUCUCAAUGACCUCACCAGCGGUGCCGCUGGGGCUCGAGGCAUUGGGCGUGGAAACGUCAAGGAUAUCGUGAGCCGCCUGUUUCAAGAGGGUGGCGGCUUCCCCAAGCCGCCCAUGUCCCUCUCGAUAUCCAAAAACACACAGCAUGAACAGCCCAAGAUGGAGCUGGGAUUCAACGAGCAGAUCAAGAAGCACGCCAUGGACCGUCUUAGGCAGAUGGUUGAGACGAGCGGCGAGAUCAGCUACGUCAUGACGGAGAUUAUGUCCGAGUACCCCAGCCGCGAGUACAACGACGAUAUGUAUCUCACCAAACCCAAUCAGGCGUACGAGUGGCUAUUCUUCCACGACGCCUGCCAGUCGCGGCUCUUUACAAGCCAGGAGUGGGAGCUGGCGCCGUACCUGUCACAGCCAGUCCUCGCGUGCCACCACCUUUUUGCGUCGCCGCGACGCCACCACCACAACGGCAACGCCCGCGGCCGCUGGGGUGAGGAGGAUGCCGGUGCUCCGCCGGUGCCGUUCUCGGGUCCGCGUGCCGACUACCAGGCCAACGAGGCCGAGAAGCACAACCGUGCUGCGCUGCAGGCCAUGCAGGGGAGGCUGCCGCCGUCGCUGAUGCGCUCGUUCCGCAGCCCCGAGGACAUGGCCACCGACCUGCUGCCGUACCUGGCGCGCAUGGUUGCGCCUGAUGUGAAGCCGGUGCUUGUUGGCGGGCGCGACGGCGGCGCCACCGCCAGCGUGCGUCGCGAGGGUGAGCGCCUGAUGGUGCGCCGCGCCGCCGAGGUCCUGGCCGAGAUUGGCAUCGACCUGCUCAAAGGCAAGAUUGAAGGUGAUUCCCAGUCGAGUCGCGCGCCGCAAUGGGUCUACCGUAUGGAGCCUGACAUUGACGCCCUUGCCAGCUUCGAGACGGGCGUCGCCCUACUCUCCGGGCAGGCGCCUACGCGCUACGCCGUCCGCCAGGUCCUCGAUCAGGAGCUCCGGCGUACCCUCGCGCAGCGCGAGAACCGUGCCCGGCAGGCACGGUACCAAGCCGGCGGCGGCGAUUCGUCCGUCGCGGCGGCAGCAGCAGCAGAGACGGCUGCGCGCCUGCACCCGCACGACGAUAAGGAAAACGAGGGCGGCUACGGCGAUAAGCAGCAGGGGGUGGCGGUGAAGAGGGACUUUUUCGGGCGCGUUGUCCAGGUCCUCCCUCUGACGCAGCCCGGCGGCCGUAGCAGCACGGCGCCAGUGAGCGGCAAGAAGCGCAAGGUCUGGGUGACGUACCAUGAAGGUCUGAACAACGCGGUGCGAAAGCCCAUCUCUCUGGCCGAAUUUCUGAAACCGCUGUGA